GGCCCGUCGGCGGCGCUGCAGGGAGGCGGGGGCUGGCCCGGCGCGCCCCGCUGUGCCGAUCGUCACAACGCGUCAGCCGCGCAGAAGUGACCCUCGCCGGGCUCCGCCUCGCUCCCAGAGGCUCAGGUCACACAGACAAAGCUGGGAUUUGAACCGUGGUCCUUCACACUUCAAAGCCAGGGCCUGGCCCAUCUUUAGGAGCCCAAUGACCUCGCCAGUGACCCUCCGAAUAAAAGCUCCAGUAAAGAUGUGUCAUUCUCCGAAGAUCUUUUAAAAAGAACCCAAACAGGAGCAUGAUUUGCAUUUCCCCAGCAAGACAGGCGAAAGCUACCACCUGUGGAGGGUUCAUUCCAUCUGCUUCCUGGGGAGAAGGGGGCAAUAAUUUUCACCCAGAAGACCAGUUUUGGGUUUCCUCAUCUGGAGAUAAACUAAUUUUCCAGGCCACACAAUUACAGCAGCCUGAGUGGCCAACAUCAUAGCUUCAUCUUCUGCAGAGGGAACUGGAGCCGACAGAGAUCCUGUUGUCACUUGCCCCGAGUCACACAGAGAGGAAGUGGGUAAGACCAGAUUUCCAUCCCAUGCCCAGGAACUGGUUCCUGCAAUUAUGGAGAGCGAGAAGGCCAAGAUGUAUAGUCAGCAGGCUGGAGACCCAGGAGAGUUGAUGGUUUUAUGCCUCAACGAACCUGGGCAGUAUGAAAAUUGGGCAGCUGGAUCUAGAAGCUGGAUCACAUUUGGAUUCAAUCCCCUUGGCAAGACCAUAGGAGGAGAAAUAAGUGCUUCAGGACCACCUGUCUCAAUACUUGGAAGAAUAAUCAUUGCUCCUGUGGCAGCCCAGAAGAAUGAAAUGAGGUGGUGUGCUCCUCUCUCUGUUCCUGUGGAUUUCCUACCUCAGCACCAAUGGUCAGCCACCUCAAUGAGCAGAGACAGAACUACAAGAGCUGGGUGCUAUGGGCCUGAUAUACAAAAAGACCAGAUGUGGUCUGCAGUCCACGGCCUGCCCUGGUCACUUGGACCAUGUGUCCUCAACAGAAGCAGUAUCUCCCCCAGCUGUGAAUCAUGUGGUAUGGGGGUGCAUGGGGAGCAUGAUGGUUAAUGUUAAGGUUCAAUCUGAUUGGGCCUUGGAGCACCCAGACAUUGGGUCAAGCAUUAUUCUGGGUCUUCAAAGGUGUUUCUGGGUAAGACGAACAUUUGAAUUGGUAAGAUAGUAAAGCAGAUUGUCAUCCCUAAAGUGGGGAAUCAAUUAAAGACUCCGAUAGAACAAAAAGGUUUACCCUCCAGGAGCAAGAGGGAAUUCCUCCUGACUGACUAUCCAUAGCUGGGAAUGUGGUUCUUUCCUUGCUUCAGACUCAAACUGAAACAUCAGUUCUUACUGGGUCUUGAGCCUGCUGGCCUUUGGACUAGAACUUAACACCACUGGCUCUCCUGGGUCUCCGGUUUACCAACUGCAGGUCCUGAGACUUGUCAGUCUCCAUAAUCACAUGAGCCUCUUAUUUUAUAUAUGUUUAAAAAAUAUGAAUAUACUGAAAUAUAUUCAUAAACAUACAUAUGAGUAUAGAUAAAUAUGUGUAAGAAUCAAGUCAUGCAUACACAUACAUCCUAUCAGUUCUGAAGAACUCUAAUAAGGAGGCAAAAAUUCUCACACAUUUUAUAAUGGUUUAAUGGUAACCCCUCGCCUACAGGGCCAUAGUACAUAAACAUAUUUGCAAUACAUCUGUGGUAUUAAAAUUUCAUGGAGGUGGGGGCAAUUAGGAAAAAUUGUUUUUUUACAAUUUAUUUUUUCAUGAGAGACACACACAGAGAGAGAGACAAGCAGACAUAGGCAGAUGGAGAAGCAGGCUCCCUGCGAAGACCCUGAUGUGGGACUCAAUCCCAGGACCCCGCGAUCACAACCUGAGCCAAAGGCAGAUGCUCAACCACUGAGCCACCCACGUGUCCCAGGGAAAAUGGCUUUAAAAUUCUCCUUAAGGGUAGCAAUGUGUUUUGUGACUUUUUUUAAGAUUGAGAAACAUGGCUUUGUAUCCUAGUUUUUCAUGUGCCCCAGAUGGGAACCACCAAGACUGUACGCUUCUUGCCUCAAAGGCUUUUCCCCCUCUUGCCAGCGUUUGCCAACCACUGACUGACUGAAGUUGGUGUGUCAAUGCCCCUACUCCCUCACUCCUGGGGCUCAUGUGUUUCUCAGUUUGCCCACAGGGAAUGAGCUUCAGUUGUCCUUUGUGGCUACUGCUUAAGGACAUACUCCUUUGAACUCUCUUGCACUGUUGGUGGGAAUGUAAACUGGUGCAGCCACUCUGGAAAACAGUGUGGAGGUGUCUCAAAAAGUUAAAAAUAGAACUAUAAUCCAGCAAUCAUGUUACUGGGUAUU
Molecule: messenger RNA, 2362 nt
Organism: Canis lupus familiaris (dog)
Lineage: Eukaryota; Metazoa; Chordata; Mammalia; Carnivora; Canidae
Exons: 8
Coding region: 605-1093 (162 amino acids)
Source: RefSeq, a predicted model, not a curated record